Molecule: messenger RNA, 6812 nt
Organism: Scylla paramamosain (green mud crab)
Lineage: Eukaryota; Metazoa; Arthropoda; Malacostraca; Decapoda; Portunidae
Exons: 23
Coding region: 401-5185 (1594 amino acids)
Cellular component (GO): secretory vesicle
Source: RefSeq, a predicted model, not a curated record
UCAGCUUCAUUCUUCAGUGCCAACCGUGCCUCGUCAAUGUGAGGUGCCAGACGCUCCACUCCUGCACUCCCCCUUCCCUCUACUCGUACGUGCUGACAGUAUCUACUGCCCCUUAGUGUUACGUGAAAGGCAAGGGUUCCACGCGUCUCGUCUUGCAGCACCACCACCACCUGUUCCCACUCCCUCCCUGCACAUCCUAUUGACACAGAAGAAAAUAUUGUGAGUGCAGCAGCGGUGAGCAGUUUUGACCUCCACCAGCUUGCCGUGUCGCCUCAGCAGCACGCGUGUCAGCAGCGGGCGUCAGCUGCGUGCCGGGGGCUGUGUGUGGCACCGUGCUGACCUCGGGAUGGUGUCAGCGUGAGAGAAGAGUCACACGUUCCUCGUUCACAGAGUUUUCGCGAUGGAUGGCUACAGGACCCCGCAGGAGACUGCCGCCCUUCGUGACAUAGCUUACGUCGUCCGCUUCGGCCACUUCCCCGGCGAGGAGGAGGCGGAGGACAGAAUAGGAUUAACCGUCGCCCCAUUCCUAGAGCCUGAGGAGGAUUCUGUCAUUGCCAAAGAAGAAAGGGUCCUUACUGAGGCGCCACAGUCCCCUGCCAGCAGCAAGAACCCCUUUGAUGAGGAUGAAGACUCCAAUGACCAUGGGAACUCUUUUGCUGAUGACGGAAACCCAUUCAGCGAGGACACAGACAUCCCGGAAAGUGAUGCGAAGAAAACCUCGACUGCAGAGGAUUCGAACCCCUUCAGCGAGGACUUGAACUCUACAACGGAGAGUCAAGAUGGGUUUUCUCAGCAGUCACCGACCACCCCGAUAAUUGUGAGUCCUCCGUCAUUCUCCCAGCAGUCUGCAUCUGUCAGGGGCUCCUCUAGACAGCAUGGGGAUGAGCAGAGUAUGUCCAAGAAGGUGGUCAAGGAAGUUGUGUGUGACCUUUUCAAUGUGGCCCAGCUUGACCUUCGAAGUUUGAUGGAAGAAGUCUCAAAGAACAAGGAGCCGCCAAUGGUACACCUGCUGCUGGAGGAGCUGCGUGCUGAGGGCCUCGGUCUGCAGCCCACCACAGGCAGCUGCUCCCCGCCCUUGGUGUUCCUGAGGGCAGCGGUGGGGCCCUCCUCCCGCUUCACCACCUUCACCAGCACCUCCGCCACCCGCGCCACCCAGGACACCCUCACCAUGAACGUUAACAACAUGUAUACGGAAACUCUACUUCUAGAAAUUUGGAGUGUGCCCACCCCAGCCUCCGUGGACAUGCCAGCAGCUGCACCAAUGAUGGAUGUCCUCACUCGCCUCAUCAAGCACGCCAAGGACCGCACCAAUUCCUCUUCCCCCUUCAAGGCCAACAAGGAGGCUGCAGCACCAGGCAGUGUGACACAACCACUGGACCAUUCUCACAACAUUCCCGUCAUUGGUGUCUCUGACUGUGAGAACGGGAUGGCUGACCAGGAAGGCGGAGCUGACCCACAGGGCCUGACAGAGAUCACUCCUCCUGCAGACGAGGGUGGGAGUCCAGAGAGUGAAGACAGAGCAUCAGAGGCAGCAGAUUCCACUGACAUGGAGGGUGGUGAGGCUCAGAUGCCAGAGGACACCACUGACACACUCACCCCAAACAGGCAAGUAGUAACAAGCACUCCAAAGAACAAAUCAGGCAGUUUCCAGAGUCUUGAUGUCUCAUCUCUCAGUGACAAAGGGAGUCACAAACCCUUGGAGAAGAGCAAAAGCAAUAUAGAGAGCUUCAAGAAGCUAUCUAUCAGCAGUCUUAGAGCUUCAUUCCGUUCAAAGUCCAAUAAAAACAAGCAGAACGGAUCUGUGGCAUCCUUACAGAAAGAAAGGAGACCCUUUGACACAGCUUCCCUGGGGUCACAAGGCAGUGGCAAGGACAUGACACAUGAUGGCUCCAGCAGUGGCCCAUGGUGUGAGGGUGAGAAUACUGAUGUGGACCACAAUCAGCUGGACCGUGAAAAGUCCCGCAGCACACUCAGCAUCACAUCCUUUUCCCGUAUGAACCUCAGCCUCCGCCUCUCAUCCAAGAAAGCAUCACAGGUCAUGAGGAGGAUUGGCAGCAAAAAGAACAAGGUGUCCCGAAGUGAGAGUUCCACUCCGGUGCCUUCCAGACGACAGCAGCAGCAAGUCUACACAAUAGAGAACUCUCCUGAAAAUCUCCAGAAAUACACAGAACCUGAGGCCUCAUCACCUCCUCGCAGGACUGAAGCCACAUCUUCCCCAGAGGAGGAAGCACUUAGCCGCACUCCUCACACAAGGAAGUCCAUUCGCAACAUGUUCAAGCCUCGAUCCCUAAGGACUUUCCGCAGCCUUGGGGACACCACCACCAAGUCUCCUGUCCAGCCAGACAAGAGUGACAGCACAGAUGAUGCCCACAACAGAGCAGAUAGUGUUGUGCAAGAUUCCAAGCAAGCUCCUCAGAAUCCCAAGGAAAUUCAAGAGUACUUGUCUGAGCUUGGCAAGACACAUCUGAAGGCUGAGCUGCUUGCCCACACCAGCAUUCCCAUCAAGAGCUUAGUUGGUAUGUGGAAGAAGGAAGGAUGGCUGGCGCUCACUGUGGUGAAGAAGGAAUCAGUCCCAGGCCAAAAGAAGAAGAAAGGCACCAGGCCAGGUGAAGAGCAGAGCAAGGACAGAGCUGGGUGCAGGUUCCACAUAUGCCUCACCCUGCCCUCCCCGGAGACUGAGCUGGCUGUGUCUGGCUAUGACACUUACUAUGUGGCUCUGCGGAAGCUGGUCCAUGCCUACCUCAGCACAUUGCGUGGCAGUCUGGCAGGCUACCGUGGGGAAGUGGGUCCAGCAGGUGACAUCCUUCUGGAGCAGUUGACCUUCUUUUCACGGAUGUCUGAGAAGCACAAGUGCCUUGCCAAGUGGCUGGUCAUGGCGGAGGUGAAGUCUGGCGACCCAGGCAUCCUACUGCCUCUCCUGCGGGCUGUCAAGACACACCUGGAGGCAGGCGUUUACCUCACUGCUCAGAAGCGUCAGCUGAGCAUUGCCUUGGUCACCUGGGUAAGGAAGGUUCUGUCAGAUGAAUUUGAGAUGUUGCAUUCCUCAUUCCCCAGAAGAGACGGAAUGCUUGAGCUGGCCAGACUGGAAGACUUCCUCAGGUGCUUCAACACAGUGGAGAAUUGUUAUGAGCUGCGGAUACUGUUUGAGCGAGAGGCAGCACUACAGGGCCAUAACGCAAUCUCUGACCUUCUUCAGGAUGUUCUUGUCAAACAUGCUGAUACCUGGGUAGAGGCACUAAGCAAGGAGAAACUAAAGCAGGAGGUGUCUGGAGGAGAGAAUGAUGCAAGGGAUGUAACCACUGCCACCACUAGCGAUGUCAGAGCCUGGGUAGUGUGGCAAGACUCUCUUCGCCGAGCCAGCAUACUCACCAAGCCUGUCCUGGACUUUCUCUUCAUCUCCUUCCAUACUUACCAGCCAAUCUUUAUGCUGGAGCUCUCAGUAGACUACAUGUACCUGGUGCUGCCCCGGAUGCUGAAGGCAGCGGCUCACCUCCUCAACCCCAUGCUCAAGUUUGACGUGGACGGCUCCGUGCCCUACGUGGGACCCAAGGACCUGGCAGCCGCUGCUCAGGCCACCUGGGUGCUCAUCACUAACCUCAGCAGUAUCAACAAAAUUGGAAUCGACAGUCGGCUGCCUCAGCAUCUCAUCCUGCCGGCAUAUCGGGACGCCUUCUCAGUGGUGAUGUACCAUUGGCUGGUACUCAGCAAGCACCUUGCACUGCAGGAGUUCCACAAGGACAUUCAGGAGGACCAGUUUGAGGCUGUUGACCACACACAGGGCUACAGCCAGUCUGCUAUGGGGGUGGCUGACCUCAUGAAGGCGAUGAUGAAACGCAUGUGUGGUGUGCAGUGGCCGGGGGGUGUGGUUCCAGGGCCAACCACCCUGCAGGCAAUGGGACAGCAGUUGAUGGAGCUGGCAGCCCAGUAUGCUGAGGAGGUGACCCAUGCCUAUGUCAGCAUUGCAACACAAGGCAACAACAUCCCCACAGAGGUGUGUGUGGUGGUGAGGAAUGUGGAGCAUGUGUGUGAUGAAGUACGGAAGCACCUGCAGCAUCUGGUGGAGCUGGCGGGGGAGGCUCAGGAAGUGGCACAUCAGCUGCAGGACCGCAUCACGCACCUGCCAGAGCAUGUGGAGGACUCUGCAGAGGCUCUCCUGCGACAAUGUCUCCCAAACUUUGAGAAGUUGGUGACGAGGGCAGUGAGGGAAGGUGACACAGAACACAUUGUCAAAACACUGGAGGAAGCAAUACAGCCAGUGCAGGACAUACUCUACUUCGCUGAGCCACUGCUCCACCAGCUGUGGUACCGACUGGUGGAUCACGUGGAGCAGCUCAAGGCCUUCUAUGUGCAGGGUGAUAAUCGUGAGGACUUGCGGCAGCUGAGAGCCAUCAUGGAGAGUGGUCAUGAUUUCCUUACUGACAAAGAAGGCAUUGGCCUCACUUUGCUUGAAGAAGUCACCCAGAAGUAUGACUCAAUACAAGCAGAAUUACGGCUGUUAGGUGCCACUUCAGCUGAGCUCAUGUCGCAGUUUUACCAAAUACGGUACCAAGACCAGCAGAAGGAGGACUCCUCAACUGGGAGAGUUCUUGUUUUCAAUGCAAUGUUCACCACGGACGGCCUGCGGGUCCAUGUGGUGCAGGCUCCAGGCUCACCGCCAGCCACCUCACUGGUCAAGGUUCGGCUGGAGCCCUUCCAGUGGUUCCCUGCAGUGGAGCCCCUAAAGACACACCUUGCCAAAGGGGAUCCUGCUGUCUUUGAUGAGGUCUUAGUAUUUCCUGGAGUGACGGAUGAUUGUAAGGAGGCAGGUGGUGUGCUGACGCUGCAGGUUCGCUCUCCACGCCUCUUGAGCAGCUCCAUUGUGCAUGAUGAGACCAUUCUGCCUCUCUCCGAGCUGCCAACUGUCUCUGAGGCUGAGAUGUUCAAUAUUCCUCAUCUGCGCCUACCACUUACUCGACCUUGGGACUUCAAAUCAUACAAACCUUUGGAGGCACUCAUGACCCGCACACAGGACAAGUCUGCAGUGGAUUUCCUGAAGACACUGAGUGACCGCUGGAAGCCAGGGGAAAGCUCAGACCUCAUCUCUGACAAUGCUAAGCUGCGAGCAUCCUUUGGCCGCUCAGGCAGUGUCAGGAGCAUCAAGAAUGCUGCCAAGAAAAGUCCACGCAGAGGUACUAUUGUUAAAUGAUAAGGUAUUUCCUCAAAUGCAAUGAUGAGAGCUGGGCUCUUCUCUCCUGAAAGUCAUCCUGUCUUUUUCUGUCGGCUGUUGUUCAGUUGGUGUUUACAUUUACAUGGAAACUCCAACACAAAAUUGAUGAUAAACAUUAGGAUCACUUCAUCUGUAUACUUUCUUAAUUCAUGCAUUCAUUAGUUUUAUUAAAACUGAAAUUAUGUCAUAAUAACAACCCACUGGCACUUAGUUUCAUGCUGUAUUGUGGACAAACAUGCUAAUUUAUUAUUUUUUUAUUUCAAAGGAGAUUGAGAAAUCCACUGUGUUUGUGAUAAGAUUAACUCAAAAUUAACAUAAUCAGAUAGGUGGUGAAAAUCACUGAGUCACGAGUGACGACACAACUUUAAAGCAGGAGUCUGACAAAGGUGCUUUACUUAGUCAUGCAAACACUGUAACCAUAUUUCUCUGUCUUUCAUGGUUCAUUCAUCUGGUGGGCUCCUCUAACUCAGGCAGCAUGACUGAGGAAGAGGAAGCUGUAGUUGUUGUUGUGGCAGUCACAUAAAAGUACUCCACAUGGGAUGGCAGCCUAAAUGUAUGAUCUCUGUGAACCAAGAGGUGCCUUCACCACUCUAUUGUUAUCUCAGUUAGACAAGUAGAUGGGUAUAGUACCCUCCUGAGUCUCAUGCUAUCUAAAUUUUGCAAUCCUCAAGUUUAAUGCUUCCCCUUGGAAGAAAGCAAGCACGAAACUUGAGAGGGUACUGUGGAUAGAUUUGUAGGAAUAGAUUUUAAUGCGUGGAUUAUAUCUGAAGUUAGUCAAAGGUUUUGUCUGAAACUAGUCAAAAGCAGCUUAUCCCUCCUGCCCUUCCUGCAUGCUUGAAGCUAUCCCUGGGUUGUAGUGAAGUAUUGUGUAUCUUGGAUAUUUAAAAAUCACAGUCAGUGUGUAAUUUAUUGUUUUUUUUAUCUUACAGUUGUUUUAUAAGCAUCUUCACAUAACAAUAAUAAUAAUAAUAAUUAUAAUAAUAUUAAUAAUAAGUGUUCACAAAACACACUAGUCUCAGUGUACUGACCCUUCUGAUGUUUCUGGAACCUUACCUAAUAGUUACUCUGAUUGCCUUCAGAUCUCCUCACCAAGGUAUUUUCUUCUGGACUGCACACACAUGUAUUUGUUUCUCUGCUGGUAACAUCCAAUAACAACAACUGAUACAUUAUGAUUAACUAUUAUGAUUGAUGUAAAUAUUCACAUCUGUCUGGCACCAUUUAGAGAAUUCAUUGACAUGUUUUAUAUAAAUAUUUAGCUAAUAAAACAAAUGUGCAGUGUUGUGUAUAUGCUUAUAAAGAUAUAACUUUGCCUGAGUCAAAUGAACUCCAUAACACCUUAGCUACACAUUUUGAGGAAGGCAUAUGUUAUCACUAUGCAUUAUUUAUAAAUACUAACAGCACUGAAGAACAGUGUUGUAUACUUUUAUAACAUUUCCAUUUUCUUCCUAACAGAAAUGGAUUUUCGUGUGUUUUAUUUCAAUAUCUAUAACCAUUUAAAGUGGUAAUGAAUGAAUAAUAUGUAAUCUAGCAACUUUUAAAACUGAUUUUGUUGUAUUUUAUUAAAGUGUCCAGUGUUUUUUCUAUACAUAAAGCCGUAUGCUUAUUA